This is a messenger RNA of Ophidiomyces ophidiicola, 435 nucleotides long. RefSeq lists its product as uncharacterized. The coding region runs from base 1 to 435 and encodes 144 amino acids. Gene Ontology annotation, biological process: mitochondrial respiratory chain complex II assembly. The record is from RefSeq and is a predicted model, not a curated record. NCBI's taxonomy places the organism in Eukaryota, Fungi, Ascomycota, Eurotiomycetes, Onygenales, Onygenaceae. Gene Ontology annotation, cellular component: mitochondrion. The transcript has a single exon.
AUGGCAAACCAGUUUCCUCGAAUUCUUUCAUUAAGGCGUUCUUUCCCACGCCUGUUCCGCGUACCAACCCGCACUUUCUCGCUCACUUUACAGCCACUUAAGUCCGACCCAUUCCAAACCCGACCUUCUCCUCCCCGCCUACCAAAGGAAGACCAAGAACUCUUUGAACAGCUCCAACGGCAGUCCACUGGUGCUUUCAGUACACCUCGUUCUGCACCAAAAGCGAACCAGCCGGGAGAAUCCUCUGCAUCGUCGUCUGAAGCGCGAAUCAGCGAGGGGGAAGAGCUGCAUCCUGAUAUUCGGCACGGCGUAAAGCCAGAGUUUGAGGGCGAUGUUAAUCCAAAAACAGGGGAAGUAGGGGGUCCGAAAAACGAGCCACUGAGAUGGGGCGCCGAAGGCGAUUGGAGCUAUAGCGGAAGGGUGACAGAUUUCUAA